Impatiens glandulifera is the source of this 1708-nucleotide messenger RNA. RefSeq lists its product as uncharacterized. Lineage: Eukaryota; Viridiplantae; Streptophyta; Magnoliopsida; Ericales; Balsaminaceae. Bases 68 to 1525 code for a protein of 485 amino acids. The record is from RefSeq and is a predicted model, not a curated record. The transcript is spliced from 2 exons.
UUCUUCAGAUAGCUAGAUUUCUAUUCCCCCAGACGCCCCCGACGCAUCCUUCUCCGGCGAACACAAGAUGGCACCAAACGAACCCCUUAUUAAUGAUUUUAAUGGCCGUGUUUCAUGGAAAUCCACCGGCUCCAGCUUGGCGAAGAUAAAGGAGAGGUUUACUCACCAUGAUCUUUUGGAUAAGGCUUUGCAGACCCAAUUCCAGUAUAUAUUCCAAGCCCCGACAUUAUAUUUUUUGGGAACCAUACUCCAUCAGAUGCUUAUUAGAAAAAUUAGCUCAAAUUCGAAGGAGAUAAGGUUCUUGGUCAAUGGUAAGGAGGUCUGUUGGGGCAUGAAGGAUUAUGCAUUGGUGACAGGCCUCAACUUUGGCAGAUUUCCUUUGGUGGAGGAGGUUGAAGAAUGUCCACCCCUUGUACUCAAAUAUUUUAAGGGUAAAAAGGAUGUUAGACUGAAAGAGCUUGAAGACAUUUUCGUCGGAUGCUCUGAUAAGGAGGAUUCAUGGAAGAUGGGGCUCAUAUUUUUCAUUUAUCAGUAUUUGUUCGCAUCUGAUAAUAGGAGGAAGAUAAGUUUGAGAAUCUUUCACAUGGUGGAAGACAUGGAGAUGUUCCUCCAAUUUCCAUGGGGAAAGGUGUCCUUUAGAGCAACCUUGCAGGGUAUUGACAAAGAUAUGAAACACCUCCGUGAGUUAUAUCUCGCCAAGAAGAGAAGCUGGGAAAAGAAAGGCAUAUGUGAUGUCGCUUAUACUUUACAUGGGUUCGCACUAGCAUUCCAAGUGUGGACCUAUGAGCUUAUCAAUACAUUCGUCCCCAAAUUUGCUGAAAGGACACUGGAAGAUGAUCAAGAUGAUCCUACAAGCCCAAGGAUAGUGCUCUAUAAAUCUUUGAGGAGUUAUACCGGACCUGAGGUAUCCACAGCCAUCCAGAAGUGCAAUGUUCGAAGAAAAAUUCAUGAGUCUGCGGAGGAGAAGCGGAUGUACUCUGGGGACGACUUUGAAGAUAUGACAAACAACAUUUAUGAUGAAUUCUUUGAAUUUGAUGAGAGGAAGAGAAAGAUAGAAGUUUGUGAAGAAGAAGAAAAACAUGAAAGAACUCCCAAAUUGUCGCCGGCCAAGAAGAUGAAACUAGCCAAGACAACUCCCAAGUUCCUUGAAGUUAACGAUGAAACUAGCGAAGACAGCUCUCAUCAUAUCCCUUCUGCGACGACUCCUCCAACUUAUGAACACAAUUCUACAUCUUCUGCACCCAAUCUAGUGUCUCCUCAAGCCCAUACUGAUGCUGAUGCUAAACUUGAUGAGCUGACAAAGAAUGUGAAUGAGAUUAAAAAGGAUGUGAAUGAGAUUAAAACUGAAAUCAAGCUCAUCAAUGAGAAUCAACAACUUAUAAUCACAUUAUUGAGGAAAAUAAAGGAACAAAAGAAUGGUGGAGGAGAAGAAAAAGAAGUGACAGGUACUGUUGCACUUGAUAUUGAGAGGAAGAGGAGGACGAAGAGGAAGAAUAAUGAUGUUGCACUUGCUGAAAUUAGAUAGGAUGUCAUAUUCCAUAAUACCAUAUCCAACAGUCCCAAAGACAACCAAAAGUGGGGACUGUGGGGUUUUACUAUUAUGCAUUUGGAAUACCUUAUUGCCUCAUUGAAUAUAUCAAAUGUGGUCACUAAAAAUAUGAAUUUUUGGAGAAACAAAUGGGCAGUAAGGUUAUUCCAUCAAAUUGUA